Diuraphis noxia (Russian wheat aphid) is the source of this 5116-nucleotide messenger RNA. RefSeq names its product PAS domain-containing protein trachealess (gene trh). The record is from RefSeq and is a predicted model, not a curated record. Gene Ontology annotation, biological process: regulation of transcription by RNA polymerase II. NCBI's taxonomy places the organism in Eukaryota, Metazoa, Arthropoda, Insecta, Hemiptera, Aphididae. Gene Ontology annotation, molecular function: RNA polymerase II transcription regulatory region sequence-specific DNA binding; protein dimerization activity; DNA-binding transcription factor activity, RNA polymerase II-specific.
CGCCGGUACGAACGUUCGACGUCGUCUCAGUGCGGACCGCAACCAGCCCGUCUCGGACGUGUCGUCUUGGAUUUUUUCGAAACGCCGCACGCGCGCUAUUAUUUGCACCGCCGAUACGACGUGUGACUGCUGUACAGUGACACCUUUAAACAAUUUUAUGCAACACGCGCAUAAUAUUAUAUUAUAAUACGCAUCGUACGUUUACGCGUGUUCACCUUAUAUUGUCGUAUCACGUUUCGCGAGAAUUACGGCACGCCAUGAAGAUCUGUAGUGGAAAAAUUAGACGUUUUUAAUUCGUCCGACCUUAAUUUCGUUCGCGUUUUUGUUCCUCACGUGUGUACAGCUGAUAACAUACAUUCAAUAUUUUAUUUUACGUCACAUGAGCACGCAUAUAUCGUCUUAUAUGUAGUAUAGAUCGUUUGGCAGUGCCGUUGUGAGUGUUUAUCCGUUGUCGAAUAAUAUAUUUUAAUAAAUUACGUAACGCGAUGCGCUGCCGCAGCUAACAAUUGACGCGCCCUCACGUACGCUGGAUUUUUCACACGCGCACAUCAUGCUGCCGUAUCAGGCGAUGGCCAUGGAUUACGCGUCCGCGUCAUUCCAGCGACAUCCGGCCGCGGCCAACGUGGGACACCAUCACCACGCGGCCGGCGGGCCCGGCAGUGGUGGCCCCGGGUCAGCCGCCGCCGCGUUCAGCCCGUCGUGGUUUGUACCGGCAGACUUAUGCAUGCCGUUCGCCAAACAGAAUCAGCCGCUCGUCGAACCGGGAAUACUCGAGUUGAGAAAAGAAAAAAGUCGAGACGCAGCUAGGUCGAGACGGGGCAAAGAGAACUACGAGUUUUACGAACUGGCCAAAAUGCUUCCAUUGCCUGCAGCAAUUACGUCGCAGUUGGAUAAAGCGUCCAUCAUACGGCUGACAAUAUCGUACCUAAAACUGAGAGAUUUCUCAGGCCAUGGUGACCCACCAUGGACUAGGGACGGUCCGCAGUCUGCAUCCAAAACCCUAAAAGGGACCUCAGCUCGAAAUAGAUCUCCUAGUACCAUAGCCUUGGAAUUGUUUGAACAACACCAAGGAACACAUAUACUUCAAUCGUUGGACGGUUUCGCGUUUGCAUUAGCUGCCGACGGACGAUUUCUUUACAUAUCAGAAACCGUGUCCAUCUACCUAGGUCUUUCUCAAGUAGAGAUGACCGGUAGUAGUGUGUUCGACUACAUUCAUCAAGCCGACCAUUCUGAGCUGGCUGAACAAUUAGGCCUAGGACUGACUCAAGGCCAGGGUAUGGCAUCGCCGUCACCCAGUAGUGCUGGUUCCGAAGAAGGAAGUUCCAAUGUGGGCACGGCAAAUCCUGACGUUUCGUCAGUGAUGUCUCUAUCCAGCACAAAUGCAUAUAAAGGCUUAGACAGAGCGUUUUGCAUUAGAAUGAAGUCUACACUGACUAAACGUGGUUGCCAUUUCAAAUCCUCCGGAUAUAGGGUGGUGCUGUUGAUUUGCAGACUGAGGCCACAGUACACGUUUUCGCACAAUCGAAAAUGUGCGCCACCGCUUUUGGGCGCAGUGUCCCUGGCUAUUGCUCUACCCCCACCAAGCGUGCAUGAAAUCCGACUGGAAACUGACAUGUUCGUCACAAGACUAUACUUCGACUUUCGAAUAGCUCAUUGCGAACCAAGGGUAGCGGAAAUACUAGAUUAUACGGCCGACGAACUGACUGGUAUGAACAUGUAUACCCUGUGUCACGGCGAAGACGUGGGGAAACUCCGAAAAUGUCACCUAGACUUGAUUAACAAAGGACAAAUGAUGACGCAUUACUAUAGGGUGAUGAAUAAAAAUGGUGGUUACACUUGGAUGCAGACGUGCGGUACGGUUGUCUGUAACUCGAAAAACGCCGAAGAACAGAACAUUAUUUGCGUCAACUACGUAGUCAGUGCCAGAGAAUUCGACAAUUUGAUAAUGGAUUGUUGCCAAAUGGAAGAGCAUAUUAGACAAAGGGUGGUGAAAAGAGAAGAAACAGGAGGAAACGACCCUGAGAACGGUUCACCCGAUGGCGGUGGCGGUGAUGGUCGAGGAGGAAAUCCUAGAAGAGAUCACUUAACACCCGCCGACCUGGACGACGGUCAUUCGGCCGACGGACAGGGUGAUCCGACCAGAGGCAGAAAUCAUGUGGACAUAACACAAUUGAACAACGCACCGUCCGAACGACUACAAUUGAACAACAACAACAACAACAGCAUAGGAAUACAAUCGAAGAAGUCAGGCAAUGACAAACGUAAAGCACAUAAAAGGAAAAUCGCUGACCGGGAAGAGGCAGCUGCGGCGGCGGCGGCGGCGGAUAGCUGCUGCAGUAGUUCGGAAGAGGACACUUUGGUGAGCCGGAAACAGCAUUUCACCAGCUUGAGCCCUGCCUCGUCGUCUUGUCAAUCCAUCACGAUGCCACCCAGUCCACCGAAAACGAACGGCAGCGGAAGUGAUAAGAGGCCGGCUGUGAGCGACCCGAACGCCGUGAAAGAGCUCGAGCACGCCAUGUCCAAACACCUACCGCCGACCACGGACAAGACGUCCGCGUCUUCGGCAACGGCAGUACACCAACCGACCGACUUCAGUACGGACGCGCUGCUUAAGCAACAGCAACAGAAGAGUACGAUCCAAUGGAUCGGAGCGCACCACCUGGGACAUCACCACCACCUUCAUCAGCAGCAGCAACACCAACAGCAACAGCUGAACGGUGGCCUGCACCUGCAGCAGCACCAGCAUCAGCAUCACCCUGCCGGGCCACCUCACCACCAUCACCUACAUCAUCACCAACAGCACCAGCACCAACAGCAACAGCACCAGCACCACCAUCACCACCAAGGUGCAUCGCCACACGGCCAACAGUCGACGGGCGGUGCACCAGGCACCACACUUCCCGCUUCAGCACUGCUCCGGCAAAUAUACGCCAACCGCGAGUCGGUGAUCCGCGCCAACGUGCACGCUCCCCGUUCACCCGGCGCCAGUGCUGUCUCGUAUUACGCUGGUGAAAUGAGCACGUUGCCGACGCCGCCGGGCAGUGAGGGUGGUUAUUCAGAACAGCAACAGUUCGGGUCGCAGAAAAACGAGUUCGGGAACAGCGGCGGCCUGGCCGUACCGCCACCGUACAGUUACGCCGAUUACCAUACGGCCAUGACGCCACCGUCGUCCGUGUCGCCACGUGAUAAACACCAGCACCAGCACCAGCAGCAACAACAACAGCACCAACAACAACACCAGUACGACUUGUACGGGCCACCGCCGACGUCCGCUGACGCGUUGCUGCAGAUACGGCAACAGCACCUGCACCAGCAGUACGGCCAUCACGCGGAGGUGACGUCAUCAGCCGCGCCCGCGCUGCCGCUGAAACCGCAGCCGUACAACCCUGCGCCCCCACCGCCGCCCACCGUGCCGCUCGACCACUACGAUCAGACGUCAGCGGCCGCGGCCGCGGCAGCCGCAGCGUUUUAUCAUUCGGCCGCCGGCUUUCAUCUCUACCAUCCGUCCAAGUCGAACAUGGCCACUGGCCCGCCGCUGCCACCUCCACCGCCGUCGUCCGUGUACGCUGCCGACUCGCUGAAGAACCACCACAACUGGUACUCCACACCCACUUAGUGUGCACUCGGUGUAGAUUUAUGAUUAUUUAUAUUGACAUUUCACGAUGAGUACAUAUUUUCACCCCUAUACAACAUUUUACCAGAUAAAAGCGUGUGGGGAGGAGUUGAUUUUUAAACGCGAAACGUACCUACUCAAUCUAUUUUCUCGGACAUGGUACUUCUGAAUGAUUAUCUAAACAAUAAUAACCUACUCAUCAUUGGAUACCAAAAUCUGUGAUUGCUAUAAGAUUAUACAAUAUUAUAGCUUUUAACUAAAUUCUGGUAGUUCGUGGUAGUUACUAUAAAUAUCGACAUAAUAUAUAUAUAUAUAUACAUAUAUAAUAAUAUGUAUCUAAAUUUAUUGCAGGUGCAUAUAUCUUAUGUUUCGCCAUUCUUUUUCUCGAUAUUUUGAUUAUUCCUUUUUUAAACGCAGAUAACGUUCGUUAUUCUAAAACCGAAAAAGUAUAAGGAUGAGUACAUUGGAAUGUUUUGGACACAAUAAUGAUAUUAGGAUCAUGGAUUAUACUUAUAGAAAUCUUAUAAUACACCGGUGCAGUUACAGGUUGGCGAAAAUAAUAUAUAAUUAACUUAAAAAAUACAUCAUAAGUACUAUAUUAUAGUACUAAUUGUAGAUAGUUAUAGGUCGAUGGAUAGUUAAAUACAACUAUGUGAUGUAUUUUAUAACGAUAUUAUUACAUCGAUAAAAUGUCCUCUUAUCAGGACAUGAUGUGUAUUGGAUUUCAACGAUGAGUUGUCUGUAGAUAUUCCACCAUCAUCACUGCACAUACUUACUUCCCUAACUCACUCGUAAAAACUUUGAAUGACACCUAACAAACUAAUAUGUAGAAGUAUAGUCUGUUUAGAUAACUAAAUAACUUGAGAAAACUUACCAAACAAUAUUAUUAUAGUCAAUAAAUAGUGUAAGUUUUAAGUAGGUACCUACCCAUUUAACAUAAUUAUUUAUGCACCAACGUAUGCGUUUUAUUUUGUUUUAUAUAUAACUGAUUAUGAUAGGUAUAGAUGACCGAGAAAAUACGGGUUUCGCAUAAAAAUAGCGCCUCUGUUGUGUUUGCGAUUGGUAAACUUAGCUUUUAAUUAUUAUAAUAUAUAUUUUGCUGCCGCUGUAUUUGUUUAAGACUGUAAUAUUGUCAUUAUUCUUAUUUAGAAUUAAUAAACAUAAUAAUAUUGUACAUUAUACCGAUUAUGUAAAAAACCCUACCUAAAAGGUUGUAUAAAAUGCGUAAUGUCUACUAUACAAACUACUAUGCACAUAUUAAUUAAUAUUAUGAACUAACUAUAUAUAUUAUAUUUUGUUAAGACUAUAUCCUUUUUUUUUCUAUACUCAUACAUGUUUUAACCAAAGAUUGUAUUUUAGUGUCGAAUUUUUAAAUUAUGUGCCAACUAAUUUUUUAAUAAAUCGAUGAUGUACCUACCACUACUGCAGGUAUGUAAAAUAAUAAUAAUAUAAAACUAUAAUAAUAUAUAGUUUCAAUAUUUAUUUGCAUUUAAAAAUUUGACA